Molecule: messenger RNA, 846 nt
Organism: Entamoeba invadens IP1
Lineage: Eukaryota; Evosea; Mastigamoebida; Endamoebidae
Exons: 1
Coding region: 1-846 (281 amino acids)
Source: RefSeq, a predicted model, not a curated record
AUGCAACAAAAAGCACCAAAGGAAGUAAAUGCGGCCCUUCUCAGAGCUCGCAAGACGAUUUCGAGGAAUGCUGAGAGUGCUGUCAUUAAUACUAUCAUCUGUAUUUUCAUCCGACAACUUGAUGGUUCAGCGACAUUUAGAAAGUCGAAGAAGACGAAGAACACGAUCAAGAUGACGAUUCCCGAGACUCUUCGAAUAGGUGGUGAGUGUUAUGACAACAGUAAAAUAGCAUCACUGAAUGACAACUUGAUGAGAGAAGUAAUUGGAGAAGAGCCUUUUAAUAUCUCAAAGAUGAACGACAAGAACUAUACCCGAUCGAAAGAAGCGCGGACUAACAAUGGUCUGAUCUAUUUGAUCAAGUCAUUUGGAUAUGACUUUGUUAUUCGACAAACAAAGAAAGCAAAACUGACCGAAAGAUUCAUUAAAAUCACUUCGAUUAAGACACCCCUUGGGGUCGUUGUCGAUCUUAAUAGACUCAUUGAAAUCGGAAUCGCCUUUGAAAAGCUCGUGGAAGACUCCUUCGGCAGAGAACAAACGUGUGAAAUAGGAUUCGACCAGGUCGCACAACUCGAUGUCCCAGAAUUCCCACCUUGUUGUAAUGAGGUUAGCUGUCCUUCUAUACGAAGCGACUCGGUACUGACAAACACGUGUGGUACUACCAACUCUUGUAACUCAGACCAAAUGAACCAAUUCAUACAAAAUAGUGUACAAUAUAUAGGUAGUGGUGAUGUCCCAAACGAGGUGUAUGGACAAAUACAAAUGCCUUAUUACCAGAAUGCUCAGCCUGUUUACCAGCAAGUCUUCCAGUACAAUGGGCAACUCUAUUUCUGCCCCAUGUCUUUAUAA